CCUACAUGCAAUUUUGCCACUUUGAUAUUUAGUAAAGCAACACAUGUAGGUAGGCUAACAACUUAUAUAUAUUUCAUCUUAGCUUUGUCAUGUAGGAGAAAAAGCACAUUAUUAUAUCAACUUCACUCUUUGCUCAUUUUUUCCCCAUUUUUGCUGUUUUUUGUAAUCAUGUUAUACACAAGACUUUCUCCAUAUGUGUACUACCAUUUUGACAUGUUUAUGUCUCCAUGCUUCACUGAUGAUGUUUUUCCCUCAAGCAUUGAGUUGAGUUUUUGCACUUUGUUUGUUGGUCCUUGAACGCACCGUAGUUGGUUGCUGUGACUGGCUACAACAUGACUCCUUUCCAUGUGUUCAUCAGUGGCGGAACUACUCAGGGGUCACUCUUCAGCCACCCCAACGACCGGGAGACAAUUGUGACAAAACGCGGCUCUGUGGUGCAGAACAUGAGUCUUUGCACAAAAAAUAAUAAGGCAUCAAAAUCAAUGUUAUGAAUUAUUGAUAUAUUUUACGUGUUUGUGAUUUAAGAAAAACAGGAGUUUUUUGUUUUGUUUUGUUUUGUUUUGUUUUUUUACAAAAAUGGCAUAAAACAUGACUAAAAACUUUAUAUGGACAGAUACAGUAGUUCUAGAGAUGUAAGUAAAUAAUAUAUAUACGAUUAUGACUUAUAACACUUUAAUGAGCAGGACCGUUUUGGGUCCCUGCAACCUUUAGUGAUUUUUUUUUUUUUUAAAGGCUCUUAAAAAAAAUGUUAUAAAUUACUGACCUAUACCAGGCUCAAAUUACCUCAUAUCAAAUAUUCUACUUUGAAAUUCCUUUUAGGAAAAUAUUUAAUGUUUUGUGACUACCAAAACGUUUUUGUUUUUUUUUACAAAAAGGGCAUAAAACAUGACGAAAUAACUAUAUGGACAGAUCUGAAGUUGAACUAGAGAUGUAAGUAAAACUAAAGGUCCCAGGGAGCUCUUUGGCUGGAAUGGACUGCAAGAGCAUGAAGAAGCAGCUUGGUGUGAGAGAUUGGGAAACUAGUCCUUCUUGCCGUCCUCCUGUGGCUGAGGUGUGGAACCGUGAAGCACCAGCAGCCCACACAACGUGAGAGAGAUGCCCACCCACCACAGAAGUACUUGACUUUCUCCAAAAAUCACCUUCCCCAGCGCAGCCUUCAUGCCCAAACAAACAAGAAGACAAAUGAAUGUUCACAGUUAGAACAGAUGAUUUGAACAGCUUACCGAUGAAAUAAAGUUGCCUGCGGUGGUGGUGACGCUGGCUCUGGCUGAAGAAGAGCAGUAGCGGAGAGCCUUGGAGAAGAAGGUCCACAUGGUAGCAUUGCAAGCCAGCAUCAGGCCCACGCACAGCAGCCGCAGGGGGAUGUGGAGCUGCAGACGUCAUAAUGCAUCCCUCAGGUCAUUCUUUUUGCUUGGCUUGCAUUUCACACGCACUCAUUCAUUCAUUCAUGCUUGGUGUGCACAACUGGACCAUUUCAUACAAACUGUAUCACCCAGUAUCGUUGACUUCCUGUUCUGUACAGUACUUCCUGUGGGGGCUAUUGUCUCAUCAAUGCAACAUUACUGACACCUAGUGACCAGUGUAGAAUACUACAUAUCAUCGCAACCUCUUUCAAUGAGUCUUCUGAAUGCUUUACAUUUGUAUCUUACUUCAUUUAGCCAUUGUUAUGCUUGAAAAUGCUUCAUUUAAGCAAAAAAUAAAACAAAUGUGCAUAUUUUGGACUAAAAAUAGGCGUAUUCAACCACCAAACAGCAAUGACAAAAAUUUGAAGUGCCAAAGUGGCGAGGGAUUACUGUAUCUGGAAUUGACCUAUCUUCACUUGAUGUGCUGGGUAACCAAUCAGGCGUUAGGAUCUACCUACUGACUUUGAGGAGUCAGUUUGACAGUUAAAAUAAAUGCAUGAAAUAUUGAAAUAAUAGCAUAUGAUUUUACAUUAAGUGAACUGGUAUUUUAAGGACUUCGCCACACAUACAGUAUUUUAGGUGUGAGGUAUGAAGAAUGUUUCUUAAAAUAUGUUCCAAUGACUUUGUGGUAAAAUUCCAUCCAUUUUCUAUGCCGCUUACCCUUGAAAUUCAAUUUGUAUCAUAAAUUUGAGCGGAACUUUUGUGGAGCAAAUAUGCGGCACUUGGUGGAUGCAUAGUUGAGAAUUUCCAGUCGAAAAGGCGGCCUAGCUGACAGUACAAGAAAGUUGUUGAAAGCUGUUCUCACCCAGUGACAGACUGUAGAUCCAGUGUGUGUUUCAAACGUGCUCAGUGUAACUUGACACAUCUCCUCCAGGUAGUCUGCACCGAGAGUUAGUUUAGCAGAUAAUGACGCAGCACUGCCCAAACAGCCCGCCAACAACGCGUAAAACGACCCCAGCAUUAUUCCUUUCACUUUGGAGCUGUUCGAUUUAUCGCCAUUGAUAAGAAUGGAAAGUUGCAACUAUAAUCUGUAAACCGGAAGUUGGUGUUUUUCGACACAAAAGAGCGAGUAUAUCAAUUCAAUACAAUUACGUGCAAAAAGAUAUAUGUUUCUUCGCGUUUACAAACUUACACUGUCUUAACAUUUGAAUAACACGUUUUCAUGAAAGGGGUUGAACGUAUUUACUGUAAAGGUUAGCCAUUUUAAUGUUUUAUUUUGUAAACCUUGCAUCACAUCCUUGUUACGUUGUCAUGAUCGCAGUUCCGCCAAUCGCAGUAGUCCCCGGGGUCAUGUGACAUACAGGGCGCAUUUUAAUGACGUAGUUUCCGGUUAUGGCGGAAGCUAGUGCCGAAAACAAACACAUCAAAGAGCAGUUUAAGCCGACCGUGUUUGGUCCAUCGUGUGAUAGCGUCGUGAUGAAUACAAGUAAGAGCAAAGCCAGCGGUGUGUCGUGGGUGAAACCAGCGGAGCCAUCUUUUCUACAGAAGUUUAAAAAAGAUGUUGGCUACAAAGAAGGACCGACUGUUGACACAAAGCGACACGCGAUGCCCACGCCGGAUGAUGACAACGGGAGUGAUCGGGAGGAUGAAUUACCUCAAGUUGUCGUCCUUAAAGACGGAGACCUGACCUCGGAGGAAGUGAAACACCUCAAAGAAGAAGCUCAACCGAAAGAAGCUUUGGAGAAAAGUACAAUUUUGCCACGGUUGCCAGAUGAUGAGUCACCCGCCGAUGGUAAAAUCCUCUUCAAGAAACCAGCCAAGCGCUUGUCCUCAGACAAAUUUCAAGGUAUCACUGCCAGCUCCCGCAAGAAGAAGUGUGAUGCAGUGGAGAGAGAGGCUAAGAAGGAGGGGAAUUCUGUGAAAAAGGUGAAGAACAACAGCCUUCUGUCAUUUGGGUGUGAUGACGAGGAAGAGGAGGACUGAUUUAGUUUAUUUCAACAAAGAUAGAUAAUGGGACAUUGCUGUUUUUUAAUCAAGAAAUUAUUCAUAGGCUGUGUAUCAUUUUGCACGCUUCCACCUACCAUUUUGAGUGCAUAACUUAUGUAUUGAUAAUGCCGAGCGCAAGUAUGGAAGUGCACAUGUUGAUACACAACCACAGUGUGCAUUUGUGCAUCACGUGCUACGCUUAUUGUGCAAAAGACAGAGCUUCAUCUUAAGGAAUUACAUAAGCACCACUCACUCAGCACUGAAUAGAACAAAUCCUUCAUGGAACCGUCUUCUACUCCAUGUGGCCCAGUAGGUGUUAGGAUUAGAGAUGCACGAUAUCUUGUUUUUCAAACCAACACAUAACUUUCUGCUUCUCAAGACCGACAUGGUACCGAUAACCCACAACCGUCUUAUGUCUGCCUUUUUUAUUGAUAUGUAUUGAGAGGUAAGAAGGACUGGAAGAUAUUGGGAUUUGUUGGUUUGUCCUAAUCAAAUAUCAUGACAUUACUACUGCCACACCACUACUAUCAGGAGAACCAGAGUAUAGAGGGGGAUGAGCCACCUGCUGUGGCCCAGCAAGGUGCACUGUAUUCGGGCACACGCUCCGAGAAGCUGGUGUGACGCCACGCAAAAUGUCUUCCUCUUACAGCGAAUGUGUGUUUAGAAGUGAGCUCAGCGGAAGUUCCAACAGGCCGUUAACGUGCACAGGCAGGAGAAAAAAGGAGUGCUUGAUUUGUUCACCCGCACAGUACAGGUCAUUUUUUAAAAUUAUCGGUUAUCUGAGCUAUUUUUAAUGUUAUCGGUAAGAUGUCAUAAUUCUCAUGUCGGUUCAGUAAUUAUCGUGCACCCCUAAUUAGGAUAUUUUCAUAAAUAACCAGGAAGAUUGCAUCAUUGAUUCCUCUUUUCUUUGACUGUAAAAGAACAAUUGUAAGAGAAGUCUGGUGACUUCUCAGAUAAAGACUUUUUUUUUUUUUUUUUUUUUAAAGGCUGAUUUUCCAAGUUCUUAAUUUUAUGGUAGGUUUGUUUAACACAGAAAGACUAUCGACAUAAGAAAAUCCAGAAAAAAACAUGAAAUUUGUAUUAGAUGAGUGAAAUGAGUAUCCCCAGCAAUCAGCAAGCAUUGUGAUCCCCCAACAAUAUUGUUUGGCUUUUGUAACAAACCUCUGUGAGUCAGGUCCCUAAUCCAAUAAAAGAUCAAAUUGGAAAAAAUGAGCGUGCAAAAUGCUUUUAGGGUAGGACUAAAGAUUUGACGUGGUUAUUGAUCAAUUUGUGGUGUGAUUUGGAAUAUAUGAAUUUUUUUUAACAAACUCUCUUCAGUGUAAUAGUCAUUUAUUGAUGGUCCCUAGUAUAAACAACCAGCGGUGAGAGGUAAGUAAGUAAGGUAAGGCAAACUCAUUCAAAAUUUCAGCGAAAAUUUUUUUGGGGUAAAAUUGUGCUUUCUGGGUAAUUAGAAACAUUUGGAAUGGUCAGCCAUUAAUAUUUACACCGGCGGUCCAGAUUUUCAUAUUGGUCACUUGAUUGACAGACAGGACAAGCAGUCUAACAUCUGAUUCCAUGAAGACGUGAUGUUCCCAAAGGCGCCAUGUGGCGGCGAGAUCAACCACCACCACCAUCCUGCUUUCAGACACAUCAAUCAGUGAAGGAGGAGCUGGACGAAAUAGCCGAGGAGAGGAAAGUCUGGGCUUCCCUGCUUAGGCUGCUGCCCCUGUAACUCCACCUCGGAUAAGCAAUAGAAGAUGGAUGGACACCAGAGAAAAGUCUGGUGACGCUCUUUUGUGGGAUGCCGUAUGCUUCAAAGGUCUCCGUUAUCACUCUUGGGUGCGCUAGGACACUUUUCACACAUAUAAAGUGCUGCUGAUGUGCAUGUUAUGCUUUAAAUUUGUGUGGAUGUGUCAGCCCGGUGAUUGACAGGCGAUCACUCCCGGGUGUAAUCACAGAGCGAAGCAGUUUAUGGUUGAAAGCAUGUCACCUCAGUCAACCUCUACUCGGUAAAUACUAGUUAAAUCAACUAAGAUUAUCGGCAUUGCACUUGUAUAUCUAUGUCACAUUGAUGUGAAGUUUACCUUAAGGGUUUACCUCAUAAAGUGUCAUCUCAUCUUUAGUUUGUCCUGAUACUGACACAGGGAACACAACAUGUGUACAGAAAUGCACAAAUGAACCAUUUAAAUGUUUUUAUUCAGUUGUGAAUGAUAAAUUGAUGCGACCGGAUAUCCUGUUUGACGAGCGAGAGAUGCGGCUGCAUCGGUAGCAGCCUCCUGGAUGGAUAAGAAGCAUCCAUAAGUCCUUAGACGAAUGGAUUGUCGAGACAUGCGAGACAUGCGAGACAAGACCAGCAACCGGUUGACAGUCCGUCUCUUAAACAACGUGAGAGCCUCAGCUACCGGCCAAAUGGUUGUACGAAUGCUUCAUAGCUCAGCAUGAUUGAAGACGAGAAUGGCUCUAAAUAGCAUUAGCAGUGCGCUAGCUAGUCACCGGGAAACAUUUUCAACACAUCAGUAAAACAUACAUACAUUAGAGCCAUCUAAUUGAUCUUAUUUUUUAUAUAUUGUGUAAAACUAAGACAGGAACAACAUCAAAUUAAAAGCACUAAAUGAAUACAGAGCCACCGUCCACCAGUACCAGCCUGGACUUUGUUUUUCAGAGAACAAAUAGCACUCAGUAAGCUCAUCAGAUCUUACCUUUAUGCAUUCCCACAUAGUAUCACCGUCUCGGAGCAAAUAUGAGUUGAAAGAAAAAGGGUAAAAAUGCAGUAUAGUAGUCCAUCUGUGCAUUGUGGGACAAAGUUAGAUGCGUUCAAGGACCGUCAAACAAA
Messenger RNA from Dunckerocampus dactyliophorus (ringed pipefish), 6141 nucleotides. RefSeq names its product KIAA1143 ortholog. The record is from RefSeq and is a predicted model, not a curated record. Bases 2736 to 3326 code for a protein of 196 amino acids. NCBI's taxonomy places the organism in Eukaryota, Metazoa, Chordata, Actinopteri, Syngnathiformes, Syngnathidae. The transcript has 3 exons.